Rubroshorea leprosula is the source of this 1306-nucleotide messenger RNA. The record is from the annotation of a GenBank genome assembly. Lineage: Eukaryota; Viridiplantae; Streptophyta; Magnoliopsida; Malvales; Dipterocarpaceae.
GCCAUACUCUUCUCCAUGUCCCCUGCAUUUAUACACACUCUCAAUCACUCUACCUUCUCCACUUGGUUUCCUUUUCCUUUCUAAUCUCUUGCUUCUUUCUCCAUGGCCCUCUUGCUCUUUCUUCUUUUCAUUCUAAUGACUCCUUCAAGCAGCCUUGCUGACUGGCCACCUUCCCCUGGCUACCGGCCAAGUUCUAAGUUCAAGACUAUGAACUUCUACGAAGGGUUUAGAAAUCUCUGGGGACCUCAGCAUCAAUGGUUAGACCAAAAUGCAGUGACAAUCUGGCUUGAUAGAACCUCAGGAAGUGGGUUCAAGUCAGUUCGACCAUUCCGAUCAGGUUACUUUGGAGCAUCCAUCAAGCUCCAACCAGGAUACACAGCAGGAGUGAUAACAGCCUUCUAUCUUUCAAACAAUGAAGCUCAUCCAGGGCUUCAUGAUGAAGUGGACAUAGAGUUUCUUGGGACUACAUUUGGGAAGCCAUAUACUUUACAGACCAAUGUGUACAUCAGAGGGAGUGGGGAUGGAAAUAUCGUUGGAAGAGAGAUGAAGUUUCAUCUCUGGUUUGAUCCAACCCAGGAUUUUCAUCACUAUGCCAUUCUCUGGAGUCCCAAAGAGAUCAUAUUCCUAGUGGAUGAUGUUCCCAUAAGGACGUACCCAAGAAAAAGUGAUGCAACAUUUCCUGUGAGGCCGAUGUGGCUCUACGGUUCAAUAUGGGAUGCCUCAUCAUGGGCAACAGAAGAUGGGAAAUACAAAGCAGACUACAGAUACCAGCCAUUUGUUGGAAGGUAUACCAAUUUCCAAGCAAGCGGUUGCUCAGCCUAUGCGCCCGUUUGGUGCCGGCCGGUCUCCGCUUCACCUGCCCGGUCCGGCGGACUGACUCAACAGCAGUAUACAGCCAUGGAAUGGGUUCAAACCCACCAUAUGGUGUAUAAUUAUUGCUUGGAUCCCAAAAGAAACCAUGCCUUAACACCAGAGUGCUGGGGCUAAGUAGACAAUGAACCACAAAAAGACUACACCCCUAAUUACAAAGAAAUUUACUCUAGUGAGUUUCACUGUUUUGUCCCUUUGAUUUUAAUGGUGUCUUGAGAUGGGUUGAAAGGGUAGUUGGGCGUCCAAGGCUCCAGAGAAAAAGACAGAAGAAUUGGUGUAUUUUUUUUGGGUCUUGUUGCUCUUGGUGAACAUUAUCUGGAAAUUACAGAGAAAGAAAAAAAUCAUGAGAUGAUGAAACCAAAGAGAUGGUGGGUCAGUCAUGGGGUUUGGGCUUGUUUUUUUAUUUGUCAUUUCUGAAUAAAGCAACACUUUCUUU